GAACACGUUUAUUGCCUGAUCUCACCCACCACAGGUAACACAUCCGCGUCCAUCCAUCCGUCUCAUUGUUCUUCGCAAAAAAAUAAUAAAUUCGCAAUGAAAACUUGCCUACUCGUCGUGGUCGGGACGUUCCUUUUCGUCGGAGGAGUCGCCGCCGCCUCCACGACCUCCAAACUUUCACCGUCCGUGUUGGUAUCAAAAAGUAGUAAAAAGACGAGUUCGUCGUCAUCCCCCCAAAUUUUGUCCGAGGGGGAAAAUGUGUUUGUCCGUUUAGCAAAAAGUGUGGCGUACGAGGCCAUGCAAGAAUUUAGUGAGGAGGGCAGGCGAAAUCCGAGAUUCGGGAUUACCAUGAAUCUCGGAAAUCUUACCGAUCUCUCGUCACUCUUCAACAGUACGAACGGCUCCGCAGGAAAUUUGACGGGACUCGCAGCCUUGGCCGGGGUUCCGGUGGCGAUUAAGGUUUCUUCGUUGGGGGUUAAAGGUGCCCUGUUGGGAGGACUGCUUGGACUAAAGGCGUUCAUCAUCAACAUUGCCAUCACGCUGCUCUGGUUGGCCUUCCUCAUUUCAGGAACGGCCUAUUUCAUCUGUAAUUUGGGAUUUCUUUCCUGCGGAAUGGGGGGAUUGGGGGGAUUAAGUGGAGGUAUUGGUGGUGGAAGCAGUGGGGGUGGUUUGGGUGGGUUGGGUGGAGGAGCAUCGUCCCUCUUUGGAGGAGGUGGUGGUGGAUCAUCCCCGUUUGGAGGGAGUGGUGGCGGUGCCAGCUCGUUUUCGAAUCCGUUGGGCGGAAUUUUCAGUUCAAGAUCUGGACAUGCAGCGCAGCAGUUGCAAGAACAGGCGAGCCCGAUUUACAAAGCGAUUGACGAAGGGUACAAAAAGUACCAGUAGAGAGAAAAUUGACCUUAUUUAAAUUUAAUUAAUAUCGGUCUAAUUUUGACCGUCCGUUCAUCACUAUUCGUCAAAAAUGUCAUCAGUUUU
Folsomia candida is the source of this 972-nucleotide messenger RNA. RefSeq names its product keratin, type II cytoskeletal 2 epidermal-like. The transcript is spliced from 3 exons. NCBI's taxonomy places the organism in Eukaryota, Metazoa, Arthropoda, Collembola, Entomobryomorpha, Isotomidae. The record is from RefSeq and is a predicted model, not a curated record. The coding region runs from base 97 to 882 and encodes 261 amino acids.